CGUUUAUGAACGCCAUGGCGGCUCAUGCUAGCGAGCUUGAGAUUGCGAAGAAGAAUUUAACGGAUGCAAUUGGAGAUAAUGUCAAACCUUACUGGACAAACCUGAAGCUGUGGUUCAAACAGAAGAUCAGUAAGGAAGAGUUUGACAUUGAGGCCCGUCGUCUGUUGGCACAGGAGAAUGUUCAUGUUCACAAUGAUUUCCUCCUGGCCAUUCUCACACGGUGCCAGAUCAUCGUCUCCACACCAGAGGGUGCAGGGCCAUUGCAGUGGCAAGGUGGCUGUGCUUCAAAGCCGGGGAAACCAAAAGGCAAUAAGAAAUGUUCCUCUAGACAAAAAUUUGAUCAUCGUUUCCAGCCUCAGAACCCUCUGAGCGCCGCCCAGCCAUUCAGCCCACGAGAGACGGGAAGUGAGGAGGAAGAGCUGCGUCUCAGCGCCCACACUCUACUGCUGCCCACACGGGGCCAGCUGGAGGCUCGUAUGAUGGUGACUGCCUUUGAGCUGGGCUUGGAUAACAUCACAGAAGAUGCCAUCAACACCAUGAUCUAUGCUGUGGAGCACCAUUUGAAAGACGUCCUGACUGCUGUAAUCACCCGGAGAAAGGCGUAUCGAUUACGGGAUGGCCGUUUCCCCUACGCCUUUGGCAGUGAUGUCACGCCUCAGCCUUAUCUGAAAAACAGUCUUGCUGCUUACCACAGCGUCACUGAAUGUCCCCCACCAAGUGCUUCCCUCCCUGCGGGCCCACCACCGCAGGUGUCACCCGAUGAGGCUGAGCAACAAGCUGUUCAUUUGCUGGCUUGCUCUGCUGACAGUCUUCCUGCUCCACUCCCUCCAAUCAGCAUGUUUGAUCUCCUCGAGGCUUUACAGGUUCACCACGGUGUGAUGCCGUCUCACACCAUGUAUGCCCUCAACAUGGAACGCAUCCUGUCACGGCUUUGGCACCCCAGCCACGAAGAGCUAGAGCAGGACCACAUCCACCGGCAGCGUAUAGCUGCUAAAGAGGGCAUGCUUGUCAGCUGAGAGCCACCAGCCACAGGACUGUGUGUGGACUGUGGGUGUUAUCGGGAACCAAACACAAGAACAGCCCCCAUAUAGAUAUGUUGGAAACUCUGUGUUUAGGAACUGAAGGCUGUUUAAGACCUGGAAAAAUUGUAAUUGUGUUGCACAGAAAGAUGGAGGAUGAGUGAAGAUGAAAAGAAGCUGUUGUCGAGACCAGAGCAGCCAGUCAGCUCCAGUGACCAGCUCCACCAGCUGUUUUCACUGGCAGAAAACCAUCAUUUAGUUUUAAUUUAAAAAAAAAUAAAUAUAUAUUGUGUUUAAUUUUAGGUACACUGUGUGGCAGUCCAGCCCAGGAUGCAAUUGUAGAGUUUGUGCAUAAGAUGCCUUAAUAGACUAAACCAUGACUGAGUUGCCUCGAAUUUAUCUUUGUUCACAUUGUCAGAUAUGCAUCAGAACACCCUGUAAGGAUGCAGAAAAGCUAAUGUCUAUUCCUUUAGUAUUGUGUAAAUAACAGGUUCACAACAUGACAUACAAGAUUACAAGUAUUUAAAUGGUCAUAAAAGUCCAGGACAGAACGUGCAGGUGUAUUUAUUUAAUGGCUGAUUAGAUCUUGUCAGGCUGCAGUUGAGGGAAGCUGUGAGGACCUUUAUCUAAACCAGUAUACGAAGCCAUAUGUUAAAGAUGGAAAUGGUACUGCCAUAACGGGUAAGUCUAGGGUGUGUCAGGCAGUGAGUAAAAACACCUGUGUAGGUUUACAGUAGGUCUGUAGGGUUUUUAAACUCUGCCAGUCAGCUGCUUCCUGGUCUCCUCAUGAACAGAUGUCCAAUCAGUUGCCAGCUUUUGGUGUCACUGGUGGGCUGUAGUGCUUGUACAAAGUUUUUUUUUUUUUUUUUU
Archocentrus centrarchus (flier cichlid) is the source of this 1889-nucleotide messenger RNA. It is a transcript of the gene tada1, whose product is annotated as transcriptional adaptor 1. The record is from RefSeq and is a predicted model, not a curated record. Gene Ontology annotation, biological process: regulation of transcription by RNA polymerase II. Bases 6 to 1016 code for a protein of 336 amino acids. The transcript has 8 exons. NCBI's taxonomy places the organism in Eukaryota, Metazoa, Chordata, Actinopteri, Cichliformes, Cichlidae. Gene Ontology annotation, molecular function: transcription coactivator activity. Gene Ontology annotation, cellular component: SAGA complex.